GGAGCAGGAUCGGGAUUAUCCCAACCCCGGAAAGGCUCGGGGGAGGGCCGUGCCCGUGCAGAGACAUGGCGGCGGCCGCGGAGGAGGUUGCUUCAGGAAGUUUAUAUGGUUUAUGAAAGCUGYGGUGUCAGGGAGAUAACUUUUCUUCCUGAAGAGAGGACUUAGGAUGACUGUGGUGCAUCGUCUGGCUGCAGGAUGGCUCGUGGAUCAUCUCUCUUUCAUCAACCAGUGUGGCUAUGAGAUCUGUGACUCCUUUGCACAYCAUGGUGGUGUCACUUGCAAUACUUCUGUCACAUCUACUGAAGACUGUCACAGUAUUUCYACUUUUGCUGCCACCCCCUCAUCAAUUGCUAGUCCUACUUAUGGUCCUGGAGAUGCCAUAGAAACAGAAGGUAAAACAACAAAAAUCAGAUACGUGUUUCGGGAGGAGUUUUUUGAUAUUUUUAAGCCCCACAUAGCUGCAGCCCCYGAGGAGCAGCUGUGUCAGGGAUGCCCUGAGGUGAGUCUGACAGAAAUAAAGGCCAACAGCAACRGAGAGGAAUACCAAGAAGGAGCAAAGAGUGGCAGUGGAGAUUCUGUUGCCACUGCUAGGAAGAAAAGGAAAAGGAAAUGUGUAUUCAACCAAGGUGAACUGGAUGCUCUGGAAUACCAUUCAAAGGUGAGGAAGCUCAUUUGGGAAGGCACUUUCCAUUUAGUCCAAGAAGGACUCAAAAGUGGUUUUCUUCRCCAUGCUACUGCUAAACACAGCUGCAAUAAGAAUAAUGUUCCUCAACAUGUUGUCUGUGGAUUGGCUGAAUUAUGUGAAAUGGCAAAGCAGUUUCCAGCUUUAAAUGGAAGUGACCAUCAAGCUGUACAUGUGCUAGAGGAUGAAACCUCCAGUUCAGAGCAGGACCUGCUUUCAUGUGUUACAGAAAACAACUCAAACUGUGCAAAGAUAAUUGUGCUAAUGGGGCAGAAAUACUUGGUACCACCAAAAAGCAGUUUCCUUUUAUCUGAUAUUUCAUGUUUACAGCCCCUGCUGAACUAUGAGAAAAAAUAUGGUGUAAUUGUGAUUGACCCACCGUGGGAGAACAAGUCUGUUAAAAGGAGUAACAGGUACAGCCACUUGUCUUCAUGGCAAAUCAAGCAAAUUCCUGUACCAGCACUAGCUGCUCCAAAUUGUCUUGUAGUCAUGUGGGUGACUAAUAGACARAAGCACUUACGCUUUGUUAAGGAUGAACUUUAUCCUCAUUGGUCAGUGAAGACACUUGCUGAGUGGCACUGGGUAAAAAUUACUAGAGCAGGAGAAUUUGUAUUGCCUUUGGAGUCUUUGCACAAAAAACCCUAUGAAGUUCUUGUAUUGGGAAGAGUUCAAGGAGAUGUAAAGGAAACUUUAAGGAAAUCUGAAAGUGUUCUUCCAAUUCCAGAGCAUAAGUUAAUUGUCAGCAUACCCUGCAGUCUACAUUCACAUAAACCUCCUCUUGCUGCCGUUCUGGCAGAGUUUAUCAAGCCAGAUGUGGAAUGCUUGGAGUUGUUUGCACGCAACCUACAGCCUGGCUGGACCAGCUGGGGAAAUGAGGUCUUGAAGUUUCAGCACAUUGAUUAUUUCACUCUUCUGCAGAAUGAAAACUGAGCUGGGUCUUACAUAUCUAUAUCUUCUGAAAUUCCACACCUUCCCAGGGGACUCUUGAGCUUAACUUUAUUACUGGUGGUGCACAUAAAGGUAACAGUAAUAAAACCAAUUGCAUUUCAGUUAAAUUUCUUGAAGUGACAGGAUACCUGUUUAAUGGUAUCUCCCUUUGUGCAAGGUGGUCCCUUAUUUUGAUGAUCUGAAUGUAUUGAAAYACUGAUGUUGUGACCAAAAAUUAGUAAAGCUAUAGCUCCUUAACAGCAGCGUGGCAUUAAAAAGCAGACAUUCUUUAUUUGGCCARAUGCAUGAGGGGGUAUCUCCUCUGAAGUACUGUGCAUGCUGAUUACAGAGAAGGAUGUUUAUAUGCUUUACAUACAUACUUACAUUGACCUUUCUGGAAUAAACAUACAUAUGAUAGUAAUUUCCCAAAAAUCAUUAACAUACGUUCUCUCCCCUUUGCACAUGCAUUCUUCUGUCCCAGGGGUCUCUUUGGUGCUCCCCGGUAGUCAGCCAUGCCAAAAUUUUACUUGACCACYUAGUAAACUGGUAAAAAGUUGGCAUAAUUGGGCCAAUUACUCUGCAAUUUUUCAUGUUCGUCAACGUGAUCCUAUGAACCAAACAUUGUGUGGUUCUAUAGGCUUGUAGUUUGUGAAGAAUAAUCGUAUUAACCCACGAGGUGCAACCAAUUCUUCAGCUGCCAACAAUGUUAAAAUGUAUGUUCACCACGGAUUGUUUCAGACCUCAAGAAAUGAUAUUUUAAAGUAUUCUCUGCAGCUAUCAAAUCUUAGCUAAUASCACAUUGCAACUGCUACAUUGAAGCUCUUGUGUUAUUUUUAAAGAMGUAUAAUGUAUUUUUUUAAAGAGGCAGUGGAAGUAAACAGUUCUGAAUUAUGCAUGUUCUCUUAAAUGGUUGUUU
Malurus melanocephalus (red-backed fairy wren) is the source of this 2525-nucleotide messenger RNA. It is a transcript of the gene METTL4, whose product is annotated as methyltransferase 4, N6-adenosine. The record is from RefSeq and is a predicted model, not a curated record. The coding region runs from base 167 to 1612 and encodes 481 amino acids. Gene Ontology annotation, cellular component: cytosol; RNA N6-methyladenosine methyltransferase complex; nucleus. Gene Ontology annotation, molecular function: nucleic acid binding; RNA methyltransferase activity; site-specific DNA-methyltransferase (adenine-specific) activity. NCBI's taxonomy places the organism in Eukaryota, Metazoa, Chordata, Aves, Passeriformes, Maluridae. The transcript has 9 exons.